GCGGCGCCAGUGAGCGGCCCGGGGGCCCGGGCGGCUCCGGGCCGGGGUCCCGCUUCGGGACGGACCAUGCUACGCUCCACCGGCUUCUUCAGGGCCAUCGACUGCCCCUACUGGGCUGGGGCGCCCGGGGGGCCCUGCCGGCGGCCUUACUGCCACUUCCGGCACCGCGGGGCCCGGGGCCCCGGCGCGCUCGUCGGCGGCGGAGCGGCGCCCCCCGCAGCAGGGCUCGGUUACGAUCCGUACAACCCCGAGCUGCCCAAGCCCCCCGUGCAGAGGGAGAAUGGAGCGCCGGGCCGGGGGGACGAGCCCCGCUCGGACAUCCUGGAGCUGGAGCUGGUCAACCAGGCCAUCGAGGCCGUGCGCUCGGAGGUGGAGCUUGAGCAGCGGAGGUACCAGCAGCUCCUGGAGGCGGCCCGCGAGCACAGCGCCGCCGAGGCCCCCGCCGUGGCGCCCCGUGGCCCUGCCGCCUGCCCCACCGCCGGCCUGGACGAGGACGCCUUCCCGCUGUCCUUGGAUUACAACCCCGGUGGCCGCCGCGGCCUGCUGGGCCCCGACGCCAGCUACCAGCCCAGUCCUGUGGCUGCCGCCGCCGAGGCAGGUAGCAAGUACUCGCUGGCCUGUCUGGGUCGGGCGCAGGGCCGAGGUGGGGGGGGCGGUGGCACCCUGGAGUACGUCCCCAAGGCUGUGAGCCAGCCCCAGCGACACGGCCGCCCCGUCCCCAGCAGCAAGUACGUGCUGGACGACUCCAAGCCGUCCACGGACCUGGAGUAUGACCCACUGUCCAACUUCUCCGCCCGGCUGCUCAGCAGGGCCAGCUCCAAGGACGACAGGGCCCCCAAAAGGCCCAGGGGCUCCCGGGGCAGCGAGCCCUACACACCUGCCCUCAAGAAACCCUGCGACCCCUUUGCCGGCUGCGAUGCCAGGUUUUCAGACUCUGAUGACGAUGCCGCCGCAACCCCGGCCGUUGUGCCUGUCACCAGCAGCCCCCCGAGAGCUCACGCGGGCCCUGAGAGCAAGGCCCCCGGGCAGUCAGGCUCCAGGGAGGGCCAGGACGCCGAGGAGGGCGGCCCGCGGGAGACCAAGGAGAUGGCGGUGCAGUAUGACGUGGAGGACCUCGGGCAGCCCCCCAAGGACCCUGGGGGGACGCCCGUGGCCAAGCCCGGCUCUCCGGCCAGGGCCUCCCAGGAGCCCAGUGGCUCCAAGCAGGGAAAACCCAAGAAGAAGAGUGGGGCAGCGCCCGCCCCCAGCCACAAGGACGGCGUCCGGAAGAAGGACAGGGGCAGAGACGGAGAGCGCGGGAGGCCGGCCGGGAAGCCCUGUGCAGACCGGAAGGGCCCACAGGCUGGCGGCCCCCGGCAUAGGACCGAACCGCCCGAAGGGACCAAGAAAAAGCCAUCUUCGGCCACCCUGGUGGCCAGCUCAGGGAAAAGCCGGCCUGACCGUGGGGGUGUCCCCCAGCUGCCAAACAGGACCGGCGGGAAGACCGCGUCGGGCAAGCUGGCCGAGCGGAAGGCCCGCUCCCUGGACGAGGGGCCCCCCCGGGAUGCCCCGAAGCUGCAGAAGCGGGCCCUGAGCCACGCAGACCUCUUUGGGGACGAGAGCGAGGAUGAGGGCCCGGGACCCGCGGCGCCCCCCGCCGCCCCGCCCCGCCUCAGCUCCACCUCCGACUCGGACUCGGACUCGGACUCGGACUCCGACAGCAGCCUGGGCGGCUCGGCCGCUCGGGGCCCGCGCAAGCGCCUCAAGGCCCCCCCACCCACCAGGCCUGCCCCUGCCUCUCCCUCCUCAUGCUCCUCGUCCUCGUCCUCCUCUGGGCCAGGCGGGGGUGUGGACUACUCCGCCCUGGAGAAGGAGGUCGACUUUGACUCGGACCCCAUGGAGGAGUGUCUGCGCAUCUUCAACGAGUCCACCAGCGUCAAGACGGAGGACAGGGGCCGGCUGGCCCGGCAGACCCCCAAGGAAGAGAAGAUCGAAGACAAGGGGCAUUCGGGGCUGACCACUCUGUUCCCUGGGCAGAAGAGGAGAAUUUCUCAUCUCGCCAAGCAAGGCAAGGAGGCGGAGCCCGUGAGGAGAGGCCCAGCUCCCCCCGCCCGGCCUCCCACCGCCCAGGAGGUGUGCUAUCGGCGGGCCCAGCAGGCCCAGCGGGACUCGGCCAGCUGGCUGCAGGCCCCCCAGCAGCUGGCGGAGAAGCCCUCCUCUGUCCACAUCUCAGCCCCUGGCGAGAAGAGGAGGAUCGCGCAUGUCCCCAACCCCCGCCUGGCUGCCGCCCCCACAGGUGCCAAGAGGGCCCUCGCCGCCAGCAGCAGCCAGCCUGCCGAUGGCCCCGAGUCGGGCAGCCAGCCCCUGAAGGCGCGCACGUUGUCAGGCAUGGCGUCCAAGACCACCACCACUGUCACCCCCAAGCGCGUCGCCCACAGCCCGUCCUUACAGAGUUUAAAGAAGCCCAUUAUCCCGAAAGAGUUUGGGGGCAAAGUCCCCACGGUCAUCCGCCAACGGUAUCUCAACCUGUUCAUUGAGGAGUGCCUCAAGUUCUGCUCCUCGAACCAGGAAGCCAUAGAGAAGGCGCUGAACGAGGAGAAGGUGGCCUACGACCGCAGCCCCAGCAAGAACAUCUAUCUGAACGUGGCCGUGAACACACUGAAGAAGCUGCGGGGCCUGGUCCCCAGCUCCGCGCCCGGGCUCACCAAAACCAGUGGCCGGAGGCUUGUGUCCCAUGAGAUGGUGCUGGGGGGCAAAUUGGCCACCAAGACCAGCUUCUCGCUCAGCCGCCCGAGCAGCCCCCGAGUGGAGGACCUGAAAGGGGCCGCCCUGUAUGGCCGCCUCAAGGAGUAUCUGCUCACCGAGGACCAGCUCAAAGAGAACGGCUACCCCUUCCCUCACCCCGAGCGGCCGGGGGGGGCCGUCCUCUUCACGGCCGAGGAGAAGAAGCCCAAGGACUCGUCCUGCCGGAUCUGCUGCCGCUGUGGCACCGAGUACCUCGUGUCUGCGUCCGGCCGCUGCGUGCGUGAGGAGGAGUGCUACUACCACUGGGGGCGGCUCCGCCGGAACCGGGUGGCCGGCGGCUGGGAGACCCAGUACACGUGCUGCUCAGCCGCCAUCGGCUCCACUGGCUGUCAGGUCGCCAAGCAACACGUGCAGGACGGCCGCAAGGAGAACCUCGCGGGCUUUGUCAAGACUUUCGAUAAAGAACUUCCGGAAGACGCUCACCCCGGGAUCUUCGCCCUCGACUGUGAAAUGUCCUACACCACGUACGGCCUGGAGCUGACGCGCGUCACGGUAGUGGACACGGACAUGCACGUGGUGUACGACACCUUCGUCAAGCCGGACAACGAGAUUGUGGACUACAACACCAGGUUUUCAGGGGUGACGGCGGCCGACCUCGCCAACACGAGCAUCUCGCUCCGGGACGUCCAGGCCGUCCUGCUGAGCAUGUUCAGUGCCGACACCGUUCUCAUUGGACACAGCCUGGAGAGCGACCUGCUGGCCCUGAAGGUCAUCCACAGCACUGUGGUGGACACGUCCGUGCUCUUCCCGCACCGCCUGGGCCUCCCGUACAAGCGCUCCCUGCGGAACCUCAUGGCCGACUACCUCAGACAGAUCAUCCAGGACAACGUGGACGGGCACAGCUCCAGCGAGGACGCCAGCGCCUGCAUGCACCUGGUCAUCUGGAAGAUCCGAGAAGACGCCAAGACCAAGCGGUGACCGCUGCCGCCCGCCCGCCUUCCCCGCGGCCCCGGCCCGGCCCGGCCUCUGCCCCAGCCUCUUCCAAAACAGUGCAAUAAAUCUCGAGAGCUAACCCUGUCCACGUCGCCAAGACAUGGAAACAGAGAGAGCGGGACGAGCCGGCGGCACGGAGACCACCUGGAGCCCUGCCCCCCACCCGGCCCCCUGCGCCGCCCCUGCCUUGUGUCCUCUGGAGACUGCUGCUGACUCCCCGAGGAGGCCGGACAGACGUUCCCCGCUCCCCCCGGCCCCCGGGCCCGCUGCGUCCCUGGCAGCCAGGCCUCCUGGCUCUCCGGCCGGGCAGGCUUUUCGUGGGUGUGUUCGAGACAGGGGUUUUUUUAUUUUGUAUUGUUAUUUUUAUUAUUUGUAACUUAAACCUGGCGACUCGCACAGUUGUCUUUUCCCUACCCGGAGACGCAAGACCCUGGUGCUGCCUUCCCUGUUGGGGGAGGGGGAGAAGUUGGGGGGCCGGGGGCCGACAAGCUGGCACUUGGGCAGCCACCAGGACCAAGAGUCCAGCCUGGCCUGGGCCGGACGGGUGGGAACUGGACUCCAUGACCUCUGGGAACCAAGCCAGCCCCCACCCCCCGCCACUCCCCCCCCCAGGGCCUCGCCUUCCGGACCCCUUCAGGGCGCCUCAGCCUCUGGACCCUGUCUUCCCGCCGGAGCCUCAUCCUCCCCAGGGGCUGUCUGUAAAGGCCUGCAGCCUCCCAGGGCCCUGAGCCCUUCUUCCCCAACCCGAGGCAGGGACAGAAUAAAUGUUUGUAUGGAUUUUA
Neogale vison (American mink) is the source of this 4499-nucleotide messenger RNA. It is a transcript of the gene REXO1, whose product is annotated as RNA exonuclease 1 homolog. Gene Ontology annotation, molecular function: nucleic acid binding; exonuclease activity. The transcript has 16 exons. Bases 67 to 3702 code for a protein of 1211 amino acids. Gene Ontology annotation, cellular component: nucleus. Lineage: Eukaryota; Metazoa; Chordata; Mammalia; Carnivora; Mustelidae. The record is from RefSeq and is a predicted model, not a curated record.